This is a messenger RNA of Fraxinus pennsylvanica, 1176 nucleotides long. Lineage: Eukaryota; Viridiplantae; Streptophyta; Magnoliopsida; Lamiales; Oleaceae. The record is from the annotation of a GenBank genome assembly.
AUGACACCGCGAAGCAGACCACGGCGAAGCAGAGCUCUGACGAUGAACAAGUGGAUGACGCUACAAAUCGGGGGUGCAGAAGAGAAGAGAAUGGAAAGAAGGGGCUGGAUGAUUGUGGCAAUUGUGAUAUGCUUAAUUGUCAAUUCAUCUGGUAGAGAACUUAAGGUAGAGGUGAAACAUACACAUCAUCAUCGUCAUCAUCAUCAUAUGGCAACUUACAAUCACACGCUUGCAAGAAUUCUGGUUGAAUAUGCUUCGGCUGUUUAUUUGUCAGACUUGACCGAACUGUUUACUUGGACUUGCUCAAGAUGUAAUCAUUUAACCAAGGGAUUUGAAAUUAUCGACCUGAUUAUUGAUGUGAAGCGCUGCCUGCAGGCAUUUGUUGGGGUUGCGAAGGAUCUUAAUGCUAUUGUGAUUGCAUUCAGAGGGACUCAGGAAAGCAGUAUACAGAAUUGGGUGGAAGAUUUGUACUGGAAGCAGCUUGAUAUAGACUACCCUGGAAUCGAUAACGCAAUGGUGCAUCAUGGAUUUUAUUCUGCUUACUACAACACGACAUUACAGCCUGGAGUAGUAAAUGCAGUUGAAAAGGCAAUGGACUUGUAUGGAAAAAUUGAUAUUAUCGUGACUGGGCAUUCAAUGGGUGGGGCGAUAGCUGGUUUUUGUGGACUCGAUCUCAGUCUUGCUCUUGGAGAACAGAAUGUUCAGGUCAUGACAUUUGGACAACCUAGGAUUGGUAAUGCUGCUUUUGCAUCCUACUAUAGCCAAGUGGUGCCAAAUACCAUUCGUGUCACCAAUGGACAUGAUAUUGUGCCUCAUUUGCCCCCUUACUACCAUUAUUUCCCUCAAAAGACGUACCAUCACUUCCCAAGAGAGGUCUGGCUCUACAGUAUUGGGUUUGGAAGUUUUAGUUAUGCAGUUGAGAAGGUCUGCGAUAAUUCUGGGGAAGACCCAACAUGUAGCAGGUCAGUAGCCGGGAAUAGUAUUCCAGAUCACAUGACAUACUAUGGCGUUCAAAUGGGAUGCGAGACAUCAGGCACAUGCAAAAUCAUAAUGGAUCCCCGUAUCUCUGCAUUUGUCCGAAAAGAUCUUGAUGGAAAUCUCGUCUUAUCCAGAGUUCCCUUUGCUCCCGAUUUGAAAUUAAUUACCGAACUGGCUGAUCAGGGAAGCGCAUUGUAG